AUUUUGUUUUCCAUAUUUCACUUUCAUCUUUAGCUCCAAUGCUUUUAAGUUUUAACCACACAAUCAUAGUGGGAUUGCAGCUUUAUAUAUACUUGUAGGGAUGAAGCCCCAGAAAUGGGAUGAAGUAGUAGUGUAAAUUGGCAGUCUUUCGUCUGCAAAUAUAAAGAGAGGAGUUGGGUCAAGUUGCACUAAGCAAGAAAUGGAGGACAGGGCAAAGUCUGAUCAGGUGGUUGUCAUCAUGGACCAAGGAAACCCUGUAGGUCCAUCAAUGGAAACCGAGCUCAAGGAAGGCCAAGCGGCUGCAGAAACAAAGCCCCAAAUUCCCACGAGAGCAAAAACUCUACGCCGCCUCAGCGUCUCCAAACCCAAAGCUCGAUUUCUUGAGUAUAACUAUCCCCAGAAAAGGUUCCCAGAGUCCAACGGUCUUGAACCGUUGCUUGACGACAUCCACCAAUCUUCAACUGAUGAGGAUGACGAUGACGAUGACGAUGAAGAGGAGUGGAACGAUGAGUUUGACGAAGAUGGUGGAGAAAAGGGGCAAAAAAGACACCAAAAGAGGAGGACAAAAAGGUUGAACUGGAGACUCUUGACUGAAUGGGUUCUGUUUUUCGUUAUAACGACGUGCUUGAUCUCUUCUCUCACGAUAGAAUCUCUCAAGACAAAGCGUUCGUGGGGGCUUGAGAUCUGGAAAUGGUGCCUUAUGGUGUUGGUGACCUUCUGCGGCCGCCUAGUUUCCGGGUGGUUGAUUGCUCUCGCUGUCUUUUUCAUUGAACGAAACUUCAUGCUUAGAGAGAAAGUGCUCUACUUCGUCUAUGGACUAAGGAAGAGCAUCCAAAACUGCAUCUGGUUAGGCCUAGUCCUUCUUUCAUACACCUUCAUGUUCGACACCAAAGUUCACAGCAAGGAAAACAAGGUGCUCAGAAAGGUGUUUCAAGCGUUAGUAGCUGUGUUGCUCGGUGCAAUCAUAUGGCUUAUCAAGAUCGUGUUGGUCAAAAUGCUGGCCUCAUCUUUCCAUGUGACAACGUACUUUGAUCGAAUGAAGGAAAGUGUCUUCCACCACUACAUCUUGGAUACGCUCUCAGGUCCGCCCAUGGACGAGCAAAUCAUAAUGCAUGAACAGCAUCAUAGCCUAAGCGAAUCCAAGUCAUUGCCACCAAACUGGAAGCAGAAAAAGUGGAAAGAAGCGAGGAAUAUCUACAAGUCGAAGAAGUUUGGGUCGAGGAAAAUUGACAUGGAAAAGCUAAGGGAGCUCAGCAUGGAGAGGUCAGCCUCUGCGUGGAGCGUGAAGAGGCUGGUAAGCUACGUGAUGUCUUCAGGGUUAUCGACUAUUUCGACGACAGUAGACGAUUUUGGAAAGGCGGAGUCGGAGAUUACUAGUGAGUGGGAGGCUAGAAACACCGCGCAAAGGAUCUUCAAGAACGUGGCUAAGCCGGGUUACAAGUAUAUUGAAGAGGAAGAUCUAAUGAGAUUCCUGAAGGGGGUUGAAGUUUACACCAUAUUCCCACUAUUUGAAGGAGCUCUCGAGACCGGAAGAAUUUCAAAAUCUUCCUUUAGAAAUUGGGUGGUUCGAGCUUAUUUUGAACGAAAAUUUCUAGCACAUUCGCUGAAUGAUACCAAAACAGCUGUGCAACAACUCCAUAAGCUGGCAAGUGCAGUGGUCAUCGUGAUUAUAGUCGUGGUAUCCCUCUUGGUAAUGGAGGUAGCAACAUAUAGGAUAGUGUUUCUUGUCUUAACACAGCUAGUUGUUGCCGGGGUCAUGUUUCAGAACACUUGUAAGAUGGUGUUCGAAUCCAUUGUCUUCAUCUUCAUCAUGCAUCCUUUCGAUAUUGGCGACCGCUGCGUCAUCGACGGUGUUCAGAUGAUUGUGGAGGAAAUGAAUAUAUUGACUACCGUAUUCCUUCGGUAUGAUAUGGAGAAGAUUUAUUAUCCGAAUUGGGUCCUGCUCUCGAAGCCAAUCAGCAACUUCUACCGAAGUCCAGAAAUGGGUGAUACGGUUGAUUUCCAGAUUGACAUUUCCACGUCCCUGGAGACUAUCAUGGCACUGAAGAAGGCUAUCCAAGCAUACAUCGAGAGCAAGCCCAAGUAUUGGAACCCGAAGCACUCAGUGAUAGUGAAACAGAUAGAGAAUCUUAACAAGCUGAAGAUGAGCUUAUGCGUCCAACACACGAUCAAUCAUCAGAAUUAUGGAGAGCGCAGCAAUCGGAUCACAGAGCUCAUUCUCGAGCUGAAGAAAAUCUUCGAAAACCUUGAUAUCAAGUACCAUCUUCUUCCGCAAGAGGUCCGUCUUAGCCAAGUCAAUCUGGACAACUGGAGGAUGAUGCAGUAAUUAAUCCACCUGCUCAUCGUUUAUAUCUUUGUUGAAGCCAUGAUGGACCCAAUUCUAUUUCCUUCAUUUUUAAAACUCAUCUAUCUGCACUCAUGUAUUGUAUUUUGAGUAACUUAGAAUUUGAAUAAAUAGGUUAAUUUUAAAUUUGAGAAUAUUUUCAUAAUUUUAU
Messenger RNA from Theobroma cacao (cacao), 2495 nucleotides. RefSeq names its product mechanosensitive ion channel protein 10-like. The record is from RefSeq and is a predicted model, not a curated record. Gene Ontology annotation, molecular function: mechanosensitive monoatomic ion channel activity. Gene Ontology annotation, biological process: transmembrane transport; detection of mechanical stimulus; monoatomic anion transport. Gene Ontology annotation, cellular component: plasma membrane. NCBI's taxonomy places the organism in Eukaryota, Viridiplantae, Streptophyta, Magnoliopsida, Malvales, Malvaceae.